ACUGGAGAGUAGGGAACCCAAAAGGUUCUUUUUUUUUUUUUUAAGUGAGGCAGUUGGGGUUGAGUGACUUGCUCACAGUCACACAGCUAGUAAGUGUCAAGUGUCUGAGGCUGGAUUUGAACUCAGGUACUCCUGAAUCCAGGGCCGGUGCUCUAUCCACUGCGCCACCUAGCUUCCCCAACCCAAAAGGUUCUAAUGGAUCUUUGCUUACUUCUCUUAGUCACAUCUAAAAACAAGUGGAAGUGUGUUUGCAUUAUUGCUGCAUUCCAUAGUUAGACUGCCACUUGGUCCAAACCUGAAAUUCCUUUGCUGCAAGUUUGGCAUAAUGUGCAAAGCAGCCUAACCACUUAAGAUUUAAUUUUCUUAAACUGGAGAAUUGAAGUGAAAGUGUAAUAGCAUUAGACUGACAUUAACUACAGAUUUUUAUGUACAAACCAGAUUGCUCUGCAUCUGGGCCUUACAUCUUAGUAAAAUAAUCUAAGAUUUCUGAAGCAUUUAGUGGAUUGCAUAACAUCUAGGAUCCUCUAGUAAGAACCUGGCAUUGUUGUUUUUUGACGAGUUGAUUGUUUGACUCAGUAGCCUGGAGAAAGUUACCAAGAACUAGUAUCCUUUCCUUUGUGUGUGUCUAGUUCAGAUGGCUAUGCUUUUAUUCCUCUUCAGCUGUGAGAUAACUAGAUCUCUAUCAAGUCUAAAAAUUCUCAUGUCAAUUUGAGGGGAUCCCCAAAGUGAAGUUUACCCUGCACUUGCCUCACUUCCCCAAAAGAGAAACUUUUAGUAAAAUUCUCCUGAGUUUGUGAUCUUCUCUUCAGGCUUAUCACUUUCCCCUCAAAUCCUAAAACUUGCAUUGGCUUCCAAUAUUAGAGAGAGACUGAUUUUAUUAAAGCAUCUUCCAUCAUCUGUUUGAGAUUGCUGGUGCUACCCUAGCGACUUAGGUAGCUGAUCCAAGUUCAUAUGGAAAGGAAGAAUGUGAUCAGAUUUUCUAGACUUGAUAAAAGCAUGAUGCUUUUCCAUUGGAGUAGAAAGGUAAAACAAGUGUUUAGGUGACAAAAUCUCAAGCCCAGAAAACUUUUUAAUCCUUGGAUUUAAAUAUCUCAUUAUCUUGAGAUCCAUCUCUGUGUGUAGGAAAUAAUUUUCAUUUUGCAAACCACAGAAAAAUUCUCAGAGACUUCAGCUUUUCAACAAGAAAGAAAUUCUUGAAGUUUAAGCAAGCUGAGAGUAAUCUUCUUUAUCUUAUAGGAAUAACUAACGUAAUAGAAAAUUUCAUACUUGGGUCAUAGGAAAAGGAUCCAGCCCCUCCCCCCUUCCAUUUCGGUAUUCAGAAAUUAGGAUUUUGAAACAGUUGCUUUAAAAAGAAUUGUACAGCAUUGACAUUAAAAAUUCCUAUUACACUUAUCUAGUAUCCUCUCUAAUCAGUGCAGAACUUUCACCUGCCUUGUGUUUUCUGGAGGAAGUUAAAUCAAAAGCAAGUUAUGGCACUAAACAGAGUCUCUUGUCCUAAGAUUUUCUCCUGGCCCAAUCUCCUUACUUCCCCUAAAGCUGUUUGCGUGGUACUAGAGCAGUGGCACACUGUGCGCCCUGCUAAGAAACUUCCUUUUGGCAGAUAAAUUUGGCAUUGAAGCUGUAGAGCCAGGUGCAAUCCGGAACAGCCUGGACACCCCUUAUGAGCCUUACUGUUUGGUAAAAUUGAAAACACUCACUGGGAAUCACAUUUAUUUCAUCAGAAAAAUCCUCUGUGGAGCAGUAAGCUUCCUGGAUUCUUUUUCCCAGAUUAAGGUUUGCAUUUUGCUUAGUGUCACAGCAAAAGAUGAUGAAACCUGUCAUUGAUCCAUACUACUGAAUGAAAAUAAGAAACAGAUAUGAUUCAGGAUAAUCUUCCUGUUCUAGAUGUCUCAGAGCUGGAAGCCUUGUUAAGAUUUUGUACAGCAUAGAUUUUUGUCCCUUUAAUGAAACUGUAAGUAGAGAAUCUAGGUUUGGGAAGGUGGAGGGAAAUGCAUUGAGGCCAGCAAACUGGAACAGAAGCCAGAUCUGCGUGUGGGAAAACGAUUCUUGGGCUGAUCAGGAAGAUGUCUGCUCCAUUGGUUGGACAAGGCUAGCACCCAAGAUCUAGUUGCCACAGAAAGGUGCUGUCCUUUGGAUUCCAGUUGAGAGAACUUGGGCACUUGAAAGAGUGCUAUUCCAGAGACUGAUCAGACAAGCAACUAGGAGCUGCCCCCUUCACAUCUGCUCUACCUGAACCUUGCUGGUUACUCCAGCUUCUCCAUCUGCCCUCACCUUAAAGUAUGGCUGACCUCAGCCUCUGGACCUGACUUCAGUCCUUAGUGGGAGACUUUCUCAGAGUGAGGAGAAACCCAGCCUUGGCAAAAUGGACCAAAAGGCCCCAGAGUCAGCGAGCCACAUCGCUUUGCCCAUGGAUAUACUGGAAGUGGUAGAAAGCAUAAACAACCAAUCAUUGGAUUCAUGCUUCCACACCAGGAAUACUAUCCUGAGGGGCCAGCCCUUUGGUGGAGUGCCCACUGUGUUAAUCCUAAACAUCUGCUUCUGGUUGGUUGCUAUUUGUGUCUAUUCCUUCCUCCGGAAAGCUGCCUGGGAUUAUGGACGCCUAGGUCUGCUAACAAAUACUGAAAGCAUGAUAUCACUGUUCUUUGGAGAGCAAAGUGAUAAGAAUUCCCCAGUGGACCCUACUCUGGAGGCACAGAAAAAAGACACGGGCUACUUUUCCUGGAUGUUCAACAGCAUACGAAUGAAGAAAGAGGAGCUGAUUAAAAAGUGUGGAGAUGAUGCCAAAAUGUACCUCAAUUUCCAGACACACCUCAUUUGUCUAUUCCUCUUACUUUGUGUGCCCUCGUUGACUAUCAUCCUGCCAAUCAAUCACUCUGGGCAUCUUCUGGCAUCAAAUAGUCAUUUCGGCCGUACCACCAUUGUCAAUGUCGGCAAAAGUGACAAGGUCCUGUGGGUACAUAGUAUAUCCUCUCUUUUCUACUUCCUCAUCACCUUCUGCUUCAUGGUCCACCAUGGUCGAGGAAUUAAACCCAAGAAGGAAGGAAAGACGACCAAAACCCUGAUGAUCACCUACCUCCCCAAGGACAUUUCAGACCCUGCGAUCAUCAUCAAACAUUUUCAUGAGGCCUAUCCCAGCUGCACAGUGACCAAAGUCCACUUCUGCUAUGAUCUGAGAAAACUGAUAGAACUGGAUAACCAAAGACACCAUGCAAUGAAAGGCCGACUCUACUAUACCUCAAAUGCUCAAAAAAAUGGGAAAACGAUGAUCCGAGUGCACCCCUGCUCCCGUAUCUGCUUCUGUCAGUUCUGCAAAUGCUUCAAGGAGGUGGAUGCUGAGCAAUACUACAGUGAGCUGGAGGAGAGGUUGACUGAUGAGUUCAAUGCUGAGCGGAGCCGAAUCCACCAGAAGCGUUUGGAUGCAGCCUUUGUCACCUUUCAAGAUGAGAACAUGACAGCUGUGAUCCUAAAGGAUUUCCAGUGGGUUCAUUGUGGCAAAACUCCACAACAAUCCUCAGUGACAUCUGUGGUCCAAUCUCACAAAUGGAGAAUCUUCUAUGCCCCCCAUCCUAAGGAUAUUCUUUGGGAGCACCUCUCCAUCCGUGGAUUUUACUGGUGGGUUCGUUUCUUAUUGCUCAAUACUUUCCUCUUCAUCCUGAUCUUCUUCCUCACCACACCGAGCAUUGUUAUCAACACCAUGGACAUGUUCAACGUCACUCGACCCAUCGAGAAACUCAAGAAUCCCAUUGUGACCCAGUUCAUCUCCUCUGUGCUAAUGUGGGCUUUCGCUGUGACCCUUCCUUUUAUCGUCUACUCUUCCUCUUUUUUGGAAGCACACUGGACUAGGUCACAGCGAAAUCUCUUCACAGUAUAUAAGUGUUACUUCUUUCUAGUGUUCAUGGUGAUCAUCUUGCCUUCACUAGGCUUGACCAGUUUGGAUCUUUUCUUCCGAUGGCUCUUUGACAGUUACUUUUUGGACCAUGCAGAACUGAAGUUCCAGUGUGUGUUUCUUCCUGACAACGGGGCCUUCUUUGUUAACUAUGUCAUCACCUCCAGUCUGAUUGGCACGGGCAGUGACCUGCUGCGUGUGGAGUCCCUUCUCUACUAUAUUAUACGCCUCAUCUUCUCCAAAUCUGAAGGUGAACGAGUGAACAUCAGGCAGCGUCAAGUCAGAACUUUCGAGUAUGGACGGGAGUAUUCCUGGAUUUCUUGUGUCAUCAGUGUGGUGAUGGCAUAUAGCAUCACCUGCCCCAUCAUUGUCCCAUUUGGGCUGCUUUAUGUCUGCAUGAAGCAUAUUACUGAUAAGUACAACUUGUAUUAUACCUACGCCCCUACGAAGCUGAAAGAAGACUUCCACAUGGUGGGAGUUUACCAGGUGAUCCUGGCGCCCCUCCUUUCUAUGUUCUGGCUGCUCUUCUUCUCCAUUGUCCGUCUAGGUAGCCUUCAUCCCAUCACUCUGUUUACCCUGACGAUCCUCCUCGCUGCCAUUGUGACUUCUUUCAUUAGUCUUUGCUUUGGGAAGCUUUGGAAGAGACUACCUGACUCUGAGGCGGAGACAUCAGAUACAGCCUCUGGUGAUUUCCACCUCCAAAGAAGUAUUUCUUCCUCCAUCUUCCUGUACAAUUUGUAUGUGGCCCCAGUGCUCCAGGAACUGGAGAUGAGCGUGACCCCAGCCACGUCUCCCGGCCGUCAGUCUUACGGUACCAUGAGCAGCCAGCUGGAUGCCUUGGACAGGGAGGAGGAGAGUGGGCCGCAGAGCUUUUCAUCCGAAGUGGAGACAGCCGAGGGCGAGUUCCACGAGGGGCUAUUAAUGGAAGACCAUGACUAAUAAGGAUCACCCCUCUCCACCGCCAAAGGUGCUCCCACACCGGGUGGAAUGCCAGCAUCAAGAGAAGAACACGACAGGGAGCAGAAGAAGGGUAGAUCCGAUCUCCCCCUUCCUUUCAACCCACAGGCCCACUCCCCCAGAUCCUCUAAGGCUGCCAGUUUGACUCCUGCCUCCAUCCCUGGGCCCUGGCAGGUUGAGAGAUCCCAGUCACACUUGACUGGCCAACUAGAAUGUGAAUCUGGUAGAAGAUGCAGCCUGGGUCCCUGGACUGAAAAUACUAGCAACCUCUAUGUCUCAGAAGGGGCAGCCAGUGCCCCAGACCUAGGAAUUGAUCUUUUGUCCCUCCCUAAGAGCAGAUGAGAAAAAGAAAGAGCAGGGGAGAGGGGUCCAAAAGGGUGCCCCGUCCUAUUGUCCUGUUGCCUCUGAAAACCCUUCUCCAAUUUGUUUGUCUUUUAGAAGCUCUGCCACUCAAACUACUUUUUCACCAUCCCUACUUCCCCUGGAGACCCAAAGAGAUCUCUACUGUUUUGUGGCUGGCAGAGUCAUCAAGGAGCAAGAGAAUAGGCUGGGCUGGCCAACUCUAAGAAGGGGGACUUCUUAGUCCCCCCCACCCAGGAUUGGAGGAAGACACCUCCCCAAAUUCCUGGAGUUGGAGGUUUCCCCAAAUAAGAACUCAUGAGAAAAAAUACUCUCCCUAAAGCGAAGGGAUUUGUGUGGCUCCUGAGGCCUCACCCUAGCCAGAAACUAUAUGUAGUAUGAAUGCCAGAGUCAAGGAUUACACUGAGGGAAUUUUUUGGGUUGUCACCUGUCCUGCCUCCACUCCUCUUCUUCCUCUCUCCUGCCAUUUACUAGAUUACUCUGGACAGAGCAGUGCUGAAAUAAGGUAAGGCGGAGGAGGAAGAAAGCUAAGAUAAGAGAACCUCAGAUGAGGGCACACAUCAGUAGGAGUAGAAUUCUCAAGAAGAUAUUAGAGUCCUCAGAACAUUUGUAGAUGUUAGGGCUAAGGCAGGGUAAAGGAGAAGGAAGUAGGCAUUCACCCAAAAGUAUUGGAGGAUGUAAAAUAUUGGCCCUCCCACCCCAUGCUCACCCAGAGAUGGAUCACCUUGGUCAGUUCCAACAGAACAGGCCUCCAGGGUAAGGGUGGCAGCCAUGCAAAAUAUUUCGUGCCAGCUGCCAUGUGAGUGUCUCUGGUCCAGCACAGGACCAAAGUGACUAGCAGCGGAGGGUAAGAACCCCCUGCCCAGACCCGAGGAUAGUGACUAACCCCUGCACUUCAAACAAGACAUCUUACCUUUCCUAUGUUCAAUCAUCUCUCCAGGCUCCCCUUUGCUGGUUUCUGUCUUGUCUGGGAGGGGGACCCAGGUGAGGUGUCAUUAUACCAAAGGGAAUGGAAGCAGUUUCCUAUUUGUUGGGGAGUUCUGCCUUCACCCCCAUGUUGACCCACAGCCCAGACACCGCUGCUGGCUGCUUUUUCUUCCAGCCUCCCUCCAUCCCCAGCAGGUGGAAGCCUAGAAGGAUGGAUAGAUAGGAAACCAUCAUCCAACUUGGACAAUGAACACCUGUAUUUCUUAAGAGUCAUGCUGUAUCCAUCUAUGCUCCCAGGAUGGGCUUCUUCCAUGGUUAAUGCUGCUCUCCUCUUGGGGCUGAAUCAGUCUGAAGGAAGGGCUGUUGAGAGCUGUUACCUCUACUGUCUCUCUUGACUCCCAACACCAUGCAGGCAGCUCUGGGGUGUAAUGGGCUGCCAUGUGUAAUGGGCCUUGGCAGUGCCACCCAACACCUGGUACAGGAAGUAAAGAGAUACUUCUGGUGUUGUAGUCAGAGCUUGGGAAUGAGCCAAGGGAAAGGACUUCUGUUCCUGAUCUCUGGUCCAAUGUUUCCCUGGGUGGGGAGAAGAAAAGUGGAAGGAAAUAGGUUACACUUUCUUGGAGACCUGAAUGACCCUCAUUAAUGGCACAGUCUCUGGGGUUUUCUUGCCGGUUUCUCAUUAUUUGGAAAUCCUCAGGCCUGAGAGAGGUGCUAUGCAUGUCAGACACACCAGUUCCCAAUGCAAGGGAAUAUCUGAUUGCAUGUACACACAUGCACUCAUCCACCCAAUCUCAUUGUGGUUGAAGCUGGAGCUCUGAUGAUGAAAAAAUGCCCAUUUACCCCAAGUUCUUUGCCUAUUCUUUGGGUUGACCAAGUGGUCCUAGAGAUGGUGGAGAGAUUGGAGAAAGGAGGGACCUUAUCCCAAAGUGCAACGGGGUCGUACCAAAGGAGUAGGGCCAGGAAAAGGGAAGAAACUGUGGGAGAGGAGAUUAUAACUCACUCAAACCCUCGCAGUAAAAACUAAGCCAAAGGGCUUUUUUUUCUCUUUUAAACCAGUUAGUGGGGAGAAAGGAAGGAUCUUUUCCAUUGCAGAGCUGCCCAGGGGACCCAGGCCAAGUGCUCUCUGACCUCUUCAGGCUUUCCGCAGGUUCAAACCAUAGACUUUAGGAGCCCCGGCUCAGUUGGAUCAGCAGCAUGCCCAGAAAGUAGCCAGGGAUGUCCAUUUCUUAGGCACACUCCCACUUGUUACCUGCCUGCUGCCUUGGUUUUCAUUCAUUCGUUGCACCUUCAUCCUUCUCCCCCAGGAGAAGACCUUGAGAAUGAGGGGAGGGAAUCCAGUUUGACUUCAUGCUCAACACGGGUGGAAUUGGUUCCAAUCCAUCUGGUAAAUGAACAGGGCUACCAGCCCGCAAUACCACUGGGCUAAGGGCCAGGAUUCCGUCCCACCUGCACCAACAUCUGGAUAACAGAUUUGAUGAAGUCUAAUUCAAGGGAAAAGUCAUGUGGAGAUCUGGGGACUCGUCGUCCCCCUACCUUUCCUCAUACUGUAUAUAUGUAGCCGAGCAGUCAUCCCUUCCCUCCAAAGCCAUUCUACAUAUGCUGACACAAAUCCAGUCAUCAUCCGUCCUUCCUAUUAUACUCCCUUUGUCCCCUAUGCCCCAAUCCACCCCAGCUAUACCUGCCCAUUUGCUCCUAUAGCCACAGGCAUCCUCUGUUCUUACCCACUGAAACUCCCCAGGCCGCUAUCCAUGUUAUUCCAUGUUAUUCGCUGUCUUACAUCUUAGUCAUCCAGUUGUAUCUAUUCCACAUAGGAUAACCCAACCCAACCAUCCCAACCCUGUAUGUCUCAUUCUAAACACAGACACACACCCUUAACAACUUUAACUCUGUAUUCAUUCUCCCCAACUCAACAACCUGAUCACACACACACACACACACACACACACACACACACACACACACACACACACACACACACACACACACACACACAUUUCAGACCCUUGGAAUGUGAUGCUCCACUUUUACUCCUUUGGGAGAAAUUGAGCUUUCCUCUGGGGUGAGGGGAGAGUGGAAACUAUGUCUGAACUCUGUCCUUUAACAGACUUCUUUGGGAGCCAGUUCAAAUUGGGCACCCUCCCCCAAACCCCAUUCCUUUCCUGUGCCUGGGUGCAGGCCUCCUGGCUUUCACUGACCUGUUUCUCCACUGUCUCUGGAAGAAAAGGCCUGUUCCCAUUAUGUCCACUGGGGAUUCUGAUGAGUGUCUGCCUUACUCACCCUGGCUGUCAUCACUCUAGGAAUGUGCCAGAGUUCUGUGACCUUGAAAUCUAUUGCUAUCACCAUGUCUUGAAUAAAACAAACUCCACCCAGCUUCCUGCCUGGCUCUAUUCCCCUCCAUCAAAGACAGCCUGGACAGGGUCAGGACCUUCUGUUUAUGGGAUAAAACCCUGCCUUAUUGCUUCUGGGAACUGUCCUGGCCUGACCUGUACUGGGGCAACUAAGUACCCCAACAGGGUGGAAAUAAUAGUGUCCAAGAGGCAACUUGCAGAAGGGGAGAGAGGAAAUGAUCUCUAGUAGCAGUCAGGGAGCAGAUAAAUUUAGAGUAGAAGAGGUGGCAAAUCCAUGAGAAGAGACUAAGUUAUAAGGACAAGUCAAAUUCAGGAGUAGAAGGGGAGGACCUGAUUGAAGAACAAAUAACAAAAAAAUCAAAUAUCAGGGGCGGCUAGGUGGCACAGUGGAUAGAGCACUGGCCCUGGAGUCAGGAGGACCCGAGUUCAAAUCCGACCUCAGACACUUAACACUUACUAGCUGUGUGACCCUGGGCAAGUCACUUAACCCCAAUUGCCUCUCUAAAAAAAAAAUCAAAUAUCAAAAAGAGAAUCACUGAAGCCAGAGAUGAAGACUUGCCUCAGUUUGUAUUUCAGUGGGGUGGCCAUACCCCAUCCCUUCUCUCCUAAUCAGGCUGCUGCUGGCAUUGUUGAGGGCUAAUAGGACAUGAACUGCCUUGGGAUGCUUACCUCCUGACAUGUUAUGGGACAUAAACCUUAGAGAUCUGGGUUAGCUCUCUCAUUUUACAAAUGAGUAAACUGAGGCCCAGAAAAGUUAAGUAACUUGCUCAAGGUCACAUGUAAUAGGAUUCAAAUCCAAUUCCUUGAGAUCAUUUGAGCCACAAAGUUUCCCUUCUCCAAGUACCUACUUUCUGAGGGGCCCUCAUCCCAUUUGUGUGUGGAUGUAUGUGGGGGAAUAGAUCUGGACUAUGGUGUGAAAAGAAUGUUGAAUAUGAAGUCAAGCACUCCCCACAUUAUCAUUAUUCCCACAGAGCAAAGUGGGUGACAGGUGCUGCCUUGCUGUCACAGAAGAUUUAGCAAAUCAGAUGCCUUUGCCUCUACUUUUCCAGUUCCCAGGGAGACAACAGUGGGAAGGGUAGCUCUCAAGAUAUUCAAGCCUUCUUUCUUCUUCCCUAAGCCUGUCACUCCCUAUCAGUUUCCCCAGCUUUGAGGGGAAAGUAAUGGAGAUGGCUAUUGAAAUACACCGUGCUUCAUAAAUAAGGGACUUCUUAUUCACUAGUUUGUCUUUACCCAGGAAGUGAAGGUGUGCUUCUUUCCUGUGUCCAUAUUCUCAUACAAUCUUAAUGUAGCAUUGCUGCCACUCAACUCUGAAUUCAUAUUGAUUACUGGGUUCAAUAUAGAAGUAUGCCUCAUUUGGCUGAAGUCCUCAUUCCAACCCAAACAUUGAAACUUCUGGAAACUAGAAAUUCUAAGGUCAUCCACAUUUAAUUUUCGUCAAGCUAGUUAACCAAAUAAUCAUUUAAAUAGCAUGCUUUUAAAAGACAAAGAUAGGCAAUUUUAAAAAGCAAAGGCUGGGGCAGCUAGGUGGUGCAGUGGAUAAAGCACGGGCCCUAGAUUCAGGAGGACCUGAGUUCAAAUCUGGCCUCGGACACUUGACACUUACUAGCUAUGUGACCCUGGGCAAUUCACUUAACCCCAAUUGCCUCACCAAAAAAAAAAAAAAAAAAGCAAAGUAUUACUCUCCAUAUAUAUGUACCUACCUACCCGAGGAAUUAUGGUCCCAUCC
This is a messenger RNA of Dromiciops gliroides (monito del monte), 10204 nucleotides long. It is a transcript of the gene TMEM63C, whose product is annotated as transmembrane protein 63C. The coding region runs from base 2363 to 4825 and encodes 820 amino acids. The transcript is spliced from 25 exons. The record is from RefSeq and is a predicted model, not a curated record. Gene Ontology annotation, cellular component: plasma membrane. Gene Ontology annotation, molecular function: calcium-activated cation channel activity. Lineage: Eukaryota; Metazoa; Chordata; Mammalia; Microbiotheria; Microbiotheriidae.